This is a messenger RNA of Helianthus annuus (common sunflower), 1481 nucleotides long. RefSeq lists its product as uncharacterized. NCBI's taxonomy places the organism in Eukaryota, Viridiplantae, Streptophyta, Magnoliopsida, Asterales, Asteraceae. The record is from RefSeq and is a predicted model, not a curated record. The transcript has 4 exons. The coding region runs from base 1 to 789 and encodes 262 amino acids.
AUGAGUAGUUUACUUCAUAUCGGAGGCCGGCGGAUGAAGGUAGCAGAGGCGGCUCAAGGAAGGAGAAUCGCGUCGGCCGGCUUGGGUUUCAAGCCGGGCGUGGGGCGGGGGAGCAAGGUGACAUGGCGGUUUGUGAAUGGCCCAAAGAAAAGAGCCGUUGGGCUAGCCGUUGGCCAACGGCUAUAUUUAAAAAAAAAAAUCUUCCAUUUUUUCACUAUAAAAAACUCACAUUUUACUUCCAUUUUUACCACAUUCAACCACAUCUUCUAUACAUCUUCCAUUUUCCUUCUACAAAACGAAAAAAUAUAUCCUUACAACCGUCAUUUUGACCCGAACAACCCGUAUGGAUUCCAAGAAAAUAAUCCUAGCCCACCACCCACUCGUCCACUAGCUCGUCCGUUUUUCAUACAAUCUCCUACGCCCGAAUUAGCAAGUUAUGCAUCGUAUAUCGGGAAUCGUUUAUAUACUAACUUCCCACAAACCGAAGAUUCAAUACCUACCCCCUUUUCACAAUCGCCCAUCGACCUUUCACCAACCUCCAUCGACCUUUCACUAAACGAGUCCGUUCCCGAAACUCAACCACCCAAAGAGGGUCCUUCCGCAUCGAAACCCAUCAAAACAAGAAGUCAUGAGAAAAAAACCGAGGAGGAUAAAGUAGUUGAAACCGCCAAACGAAAACAACAAAAAUGGGUCUAUGCUGAAGAAGUUGCAUUGGCGAGGGCUUGGUGUGAACAAUCUCAACAUUCAACUUUAGGAAAUUCGCAACAUCGAACCGCCUUGUGGGGUUAGUAGGAAAUUCCAUGAAGAAAUGGGUAGGGAGACUUAUCGUGAAAACGAUAGCUUAUCCUCAAAGUGGACCGAAAUAAGCACCCAACUUACAAAAUUUAGUGGGUGUUUAAAUAAAGCAUAGCAAAACCCUAAAAGUGGUGAAACCGAAGCCGACAUUUUGACAAAUGCACUGGUCGCAUACAAAUCAAAUAUGAAGGCCGACUUCCGUUUCAUGCAUUGUUGGGAGAUUUGUAAAUUCCAUCCAAAGUGGUCGACUGUCCCCAUUGGUAGCGAAACUAACUCGUCUUCCAAAAGGUCAAGGGCCUCAUCCCAAGCCGAAUCUGAUGCACGAGAUCAAGAGUUUGAGGACCUUUUGGAUGAUUCGCCAAGCCCAAACCGGCCUGAGCAUGGAAGAAAUGCCUCAAGAAGGCGUGCUAAAAAACAAACGGCAUCGCCUUCAGCUGGGAGUUCUGGCUCGCGUAGGGGAAUAUACAGCGACCAGUUGGAUGACAUUUCAUGCAAGUUGGAUACAUUCAACGUAUUCCAACAACAAAGGGCCGAAAUACGAAUGAGCAAAGAAGUUAGAGAUGCCGCUAGAGAUGCCCUGAAACAAAGACGGGAUGAUUUGAAAAUUCUAUCCCAGCCGAUUGAUCACCUACAGGGUGACGAGUUAGAAAUAGUGUUGGCGUUGAGAGAAGAGAUAAAAGCCAAAU